GUCACUGCUGGGAAUGUCACUGAUCCCACUGUUGUCCCACAGCUCCAAUGCCCGGCUCGGGGAUCGGGAUGGGCGUCAGGGUGAUGGGAAUGUCACUGAUCCCCCUGUUGUCCCACAGCUCCAACACCGGGCCCUGGGGCUGGAUCAGGGCCGGGAUGGGGCUCAGGGCAGUGGGAAUGUGGCUGAUCCCGGUGUUUUCCAGGCUGGGGGAGCAGUACUACCGGGAUGCCAUGGAGCAGUGCCACAGCUCCAACGCCCGGCUCUGGGGUCGGGAUGAGGCUCAGGGUGAUGGGAAUGUGGCUGAUCCCGGUGUUUUCCAGGCUGGGGGAGCAGUACUACCGGGAUGCCAUGGAGCAGUGCCACAGCUACAACGCCCGGCUCUGCGCCGAGCGCAGCGUCCGCCUGCCCUUCCUCGACUCCCAGACCGGCGUCGCCCAGAGCAACUGCUACAUCUGGAUGGAGAAACGGCACCGCGGGCCCGGCCUGGCCGCGGGACAGCUCUACUCGUACCCGGCGCGGCGCUGGAGGAAGAAACGCCGCGCCCACCCCCCCGAGGAUCCACGGCUGGCAUUCCCUUCCAUCAAACCCG
This is a messenger RNA of Neopelma chrysocephalum (saffron-crested tyrant-manakin), 589 nucleotides long. RefSeq names its product zinc finger protein ubi-d4-like. NCBI's taxonomy places the organism in Eukaryota, Metazoa, Chordata, Aves, Passeriformes, Pipridae. The record is from RefSeq and is a predicted model, not a curated record. The annotation marks the transcript as partial. The transcript has 2 exons. Gene Ontology annotation, cellular component: nucleus.